AUGAAGAGGAAACUGAGACAUUUGACAGUUGGUAUGUCUGUCUACAAUAAGUCUGAUGUCCAUCCUUCAACCUUCAUCCUCAUUGGCAUUCCUGGGUUGGAGGCAGAACACAUGUGGAUCUCUAUUCCCUUUUGCAUGGUCUAUAUUUUAGCAUUGGUGGGAAACAGCUCACUUCUGUUCAUCAUCAAGACAGACUCCAGCCUCCAUGAGCCAAUGUACCUCUUCCUCUGCAUGUUGGCAGUGGCUGACCUCGUGGUGUGCACCACAGCUGUUCCCAAACUUCUCAGUGUCUUCUGGUUUCAUGAUGGAGAGAUUCGCUUUGAAGCUUGCCUCACUCAGAUCUUCCUAAUUCACUCUUGCUCGACCAUGGAGUCUGGCUUUUUCUUGGCCAUGGCUUUUGACCGUUACAUAGCAAUUUGUAACCCAUUAAGACACUCAGCUAUUUUGACACGCACUCUAACUGGAGGAAUAGGUCUAGCCGUUGUCCUUCGGGGAAUAGCCCUUCUCAGUCCUCACCCUUUCUUGCUACGUUGGCUUCCCUAUUGCAAGACUAAUAUAAUUUCCCAUACCUACUGUGAGUUCAUGGCCCUCAUCAAGAUCGCCUGUGCUGAGACGAGCAUCCGCAGAGCUUACAGCCUCAUUGUGGCCUUCCUCACUGGUGGGGUGGACUUCAUACUGAUCAUUUGCUCUUAUGUUCUCAUACUCAACACGGUCUUCCAUCUUCCUUCCAAGGAUGCCAGACUCAAAACUCUGGGCACCUGUGGCUCACAUGUCUGUGUUAUCUUAGUGUCCUAUACCCCAGCCUUCUUCUCCUUCCUCACCCAUAGGUUUGGGCACAAAGUGGCUCCCCAAGUACAUAUAUUUGUGGCCAACAUCUAUCUCCUUGUACCACCCAUGGUGAACCCCAUUAUUUAUGGUGUGAGGACCAAGAAAAUACGAAACAGAUUCCUCAAAAUGUUCAGGUUUUCAAAGCUCACAAACUGA
Molecule: messenger RNA, 984 nt
Organism: Rattus norvegicus (Norway rat)
Lineage: Eukaryota; Metazoa; Chordata; Mammalia; Rodentia; Muridae
Gene: Or52s1
Product: olfactory receptor family 52 subfamily S member 1
Exons: 1
Coding region: 1-984 (327 amino acids)
Biological process (GO): detection of chemical stimulus involved in sensory perception of smell; nervous system process; signal transduction
Cellular component (GO): membrane
Molecular function (GO): G protein-coupled receptor activity; olfactory receptor activity
Source: RefSeq, marked reviewed